This is a messenger RNA of Caenorhabditis angaria, 3543 nucleotides long. The record is from the annotation of a GenBank genome assembly. Lineage: Eukaryota; Metazoa; Nematoda; Chromadorea; Rhabditida; Rhabditidae.
AUGCUCAAUGACUUGGUCAAAGAAAGCGCGAAAGUUGGUUUGAAAAUCAAUGAAUCAAAAACAAAAUCAAUGCGCAAUCGAUUUGCUACAUCAAGUCCAAUAACAAUCGCAAACACCCCAAUCGGAAAUGUUGAAGAAUAUGUGUAUCUUGGAAGACAAUUGAAUCCACCAAAUGAGAUUCUACCAGAAAUUCACAGAAGAAGAAGAGCCGGUUGGGCCGCAUUCAAGUCUAUCGAACAAGCGACAGAUUCCAUGACCUGCCAGAAAACCAAGGCAAAACUCUUUGAUCAAACAGUCCUCCCCGCUCUAUGUUACGGAGCCGAAACCUGGACCUUGACAAAGAAAAAUAGUGAAGCACUCCGAGUUUCACACGCGGUUCUCGAACGAAGAUUAGUCGGAAUUAAAUUGAGCGAACAACGCGAACGCGGAAUACAUCAAGAAGAUAUUCGUCGAUUAUCGCAGGUGAAAGAUCCACUCAAGCACAUCCGCCAACAAAAACUUCGAUGGGCUGGACACAUCGCAAGAAGAACCGACAGCCGCUGGACAACAACAACCCUUGAAUGGUGCCCAAAAGAUUGGAAACGACCAGUUGGAAGACCGCCAAUGAGAUGGUCAGACGAAUUAAGGAAAAACUACUGUAUAUAUGACAACAACAACAAAAUGGUCAAACAUUGGACUACUCGUGCCAAAGACCGAGAUUUAUGGAGAGCUGUGGUCCGCGCUAUAUGCUGAUGAACGGAUCAACUAAGUAACUAAGUAAGUAACUCAUUAUGAUAUUUUGGCGAGUGCUAAAGGUAUCAUUUGUACUCCUGAUGCUCCAGUUCAAUAUUUCAAACUUCCGAAAUUACACAAAUGUAAUUAUCAUAGACAAUUGAAUAGUCAAACAAAAGUAGUAAGUUAUGAAGUAUAUAAACCGAACAUUAUUGAAUAUUCAAGUGAUGCAAAAUUGUGUAAGAAAUUAGUUAGUGAAGUAUCAAUGUAUACAGAUUUUUCAGGAUAUGAGCAUUUAGUAGAAAAGCGUGUGGAAAGUCAAAACACAAAUAAAAAAUUAAUUUUUCCGAGAAAAUAGUGCAUAAUAUCUAAGGACACUGGGGCUAGUCAAAAAAAAAGUCAAAUGACGUCAAGUGUGAACAUCUUAGUUAAUCAAAAAUUUAUUACAUUCAUAAAUGUUCUAUUCAUCAUUUUUUAAAGAUAAUUUCUGGUCAACAUGUUUAUCCAAACACCCACUAUGCAUCACUGUAUAUUGAAGUCGAAGUUAUCGGAAUUCCCAAUGAUUGUGUUCGUGAAAAAUCCAAAGUUGUUCAACGCAAUUCAGUUAAUCCUAUCUGGAAUCAUACCACACAAUUGCGUAUUGCUUGUGUUGAUUUGGCAUUCUUGCGAAUUGCAGUUUGCGAUAGCGGUCAAAAUGGAAAAGUUGUUGCACAUCGUGUAGUUCCGGUUCAAUGUAUUCGCCCCGGUUUUCGACAUCUUCCUCUCAGAACACCUACAAAUCUUCCAAUUGAUAAUGCGAUGAUAUUUUUGCGAACAAGAUUUGAGCAAGAAGAGCAUAUUUAUCUACACGAUGAUGAUUCAAAUGCUUAUUGUAAUUUGGAACAUACACUUGCAUAUAGAACUGAUAUGGUAUAGAUUUUUCUUUUUGCAAAUAUUAUUCAUAUUUUUAUUUAACCUUAUUUUAUUUUAUUUUAUUCCAUUUAAUUAUCAUAUUUCGAACAAGUUUCAUAUUAAUUUAUUUGUAAAAAUUACUCGGUAACACCACGCGUCAUUUUUCAUACUGAAAUUACUUAUUUCAGACACCUGGAUUAUCACCAACACCAAUUUUGAAGAAACAAAUAUUUGUGCUUCGUAUUACUGGAGCAUUUGCGGAUGAGACUGCAAUCACAGUUCAUAGUGAAUCUGGCAGCACAGUAAAAACUGUGAUGCAACAAGCGUUGUUAAAUGCUGGAAAGAAUGCAGACCAAGUUGAAGAAUAUGUGUUGAUUGAGGAAGCGAUUCCAUCACAAUCUGGAGAAGAUCCGAUUGAUCAGAGGGUAGGGGGUUUUGAGGGUUUUGAGAAUUUUCAAAAUGUUUGAUAGUAGUACAACAGUUUUUCUAAUUCAAGACCAAAAAACUCUCACAACACACUUGAUUUUCAGGUUCUUCCUCUAAAUGAGCCAAUAAUGGAUGCGGUGGCCUGCUGGAAUGGCUCAAUGCGACGUUUUGUAUUGCGCAAAAAAGGCAGUGUGAGUUACGAAGAGAAGCGUCGCAAUCGUAAGACUAGCAAAUCGUCGCGUAAACUCAAUUGGGCGGCCACGUUUGACGCGUCGACAAUGCCAGCCAGCAAUGUCUAACCCAUACCAACCAAUUAUUUUUCCACCAACAACAAAACACCUCUUUUUUAUGUUUCAUUUUAAUUUAAUUUGUUUCCUUCCUACCUACCUAAUACACCUUGAUCAUCACACUAAUUCAUGUUUUAUACAACCGAAACCAACUCGAUUAAUUUGUUCUUGUGAUAUGCUUGCGUCCGUCCAUCCGUCAAGACGUGUCCCAGUCAGGUGAGAAUGACUGACUUCUCUUCUCAACUCUUCUUCCACUUCUCUUUGGGGCCGAUAAACAAUUUGGAAUGGCUAUUUGGAUUAUGUAGUGAAAAAAUUGCAUGCUGAAUGCUAACGCUUUGAUUUUUUUGCAUUCCAAUAACGCUUUACCUCGGGUUUCCAAUAAAAUUACAAAAUUGAAUAUAUUUUAGGAUCCCUCAUCCCGCGCCUGGAUCACUUCAAUAAUCAAAUCUGGCACCACCAGCUCAACAUCAGUUGCACCAAGUCCAUUAACAAAUAUUAAAUCUGCAUCCAGUACUCAAUUACAUGGCAGAAGUCUCGACUCUGAAGCGAUUGGUGAACAUUUAGAAGUUACAGAAGGCAAGUGUAAGUAUCACCAAAAUUUUUUGAGAAAACUGAAGAAUAUUUUAGGGUUAAAUCCACGUGCCAGGUCAAUGGGUGAUACUUUCCUAGUUUGUGUACAUAAUGUUAGUGAGGAUCAACCUUAUGCUAUUUUGCGUGCUAGUAUUAAUAGCACCGCUUCUGAUAUUAUUCGACAGGUAAUAUUAUUUUUUAUAAAAUUGAUUUUCUAAUUUUCAUAGAAAUCAACAUCGACUUUGAAAUUUCCAUACAAAAUUAAAAUUUACAGGUAUUUGUAAAAGCUAGACGACCAAACAUUGAUGAGACCGAAUAUGUGCUUGUUGAAGAAACCAGUGAUGAUUCGAAAGCUCCGUCAACAGGACCAAGUAUGCUUCAAGCUUUAACAUUGGCUCGAAAAAGAAGCAAUGACCGUAUGCAUAUAUGUUGUUUUCUCAUCAUAUUUUUACACGUUGUCACAACUUCUAUUCGAUGCUAUUAUUCUUUUGGGCUGGGAUAUUUAUAUGUUCAAUUCUGUUUUUCUUUCAAUUUUCAUUUUUCAGUGUCAAACAAGUACAACUCAAACAACACAAGUACAACUCAAACAACACAUUUUCUCAACAUUUUUCUAUCGAAAAUUGUCCCUUCAGCCCUUUUCAAAGUAAUCCCUCAUUGA